CCCACCUACCUCGAGGGCGCCGCCGCCAUCCGCGCCUCGCGCCGGCUGCCGCAACCCGCGCAGCCCCGCCUCCCGCCGCCGGCCGCCACCCGCGUGGCCCCGCCUCCCGCCGUCGCUGCCUGCUUCUGGGCGCCUGGGGCCCUGGGUGAGCACGUGCCUCCCGUGUCCCGCCGGCGCUGUGCGCGGGCACGCGGCCGCGGCAAGCCGGCAAACCCGGUGCGCCGGCACCUCCCGCCGUCCCGCGCACCUGCACGGGCGCACGGCCGUCACCUGCAGCCCCAACCAUCACUGGCAGUACUACUCACUGGUGUCGGAAACAUGAAUGAAUGGUAGGGUGUUCUUGAGCCUUAAAUUGGCAUUGACUCUACCAGUGUCAACUGCAACUGUGGAAAGAGUAUUUUCUGGGUUGAAUCUAGUGAGGAAUCAAACAAGAAAUCACAUAUGUGAUGAGUUAUUGAAUGAUUGUUUGGUCACUUUUCUUGAGCGUGAAAUUUUCUCUAAUAUAAGUGAGGAUGACAUAAUUCACACUAUCAUGGCCAUGAAGAAGCGUAAGUAAAGCCACAGCAUUAGACUACAUUAGUAUUGUAAUCUUCUAUUUAUGUAAUUUCUUAUUGAUGUUGCAACUAUUUAUAUUGUAAAUUAUUGGAGUUAUGAACCAAUUUGUUGAAUUGAAUGUAUUAUGCGACCUUUUUACUUAUGUUAUUGUAAAUUUGAUCAUUAUAUACCGUAUGGUUGCCGAAGUGAUAUUAGAGUAUACCGGUUUGCGUUUUGAAUUUUUUUUGCCAGGACUACCCUAGUUUCAUUCCUGGGUCCGCCACUGACUGAACCGGCGGCAGUAUGGGCAAGAAGAAUAGCGGCGCCUCGACGCCGGCCAAGGCCGGCGGCCUGUCCGUGUCGCUCCGCGAGGAGACCUCCGGGAGGACGCGCGUCGACGAGGCCUCCCUGCUGAGGGUCAAGCACCUUCAGCGGCUUGCGGCCUGGGCAGGCGCGGAGGCAGGGGUGGGCCCGGUCGGCGCGCUGCUGGGCUGCCGCCUCGCCGCAAGCGCCGAGGCCGCCCGAGUUUCCCUCGGCGCCGUCACUUUCCUUUGCCAGAGGUGUGAGACAGUCUUAAAGCCAGGCUUCAACUGCACUGUCUGCAUAAGGAACAAGAGAAAUAAAGGUCGGCGACGGAAGAAAUCAAACUGCUGUCAGAACAGCGUUUCCUAUGCAUGCCAUUUCUGUGGAGAUCAGAAUCUAAUAUUGGGUAGUGGGAAGGGUGUAGUUAAGAGCUUGUUACCAUCAAGAGAGCAUGCAACCAUGGACUCAUCCCGUAGAAUUUUGAAAGGAAACAGUAGCAACACAAGAGCACAAGAUAUGAAAAAAGUGUUUGAGCAUUCUCAAGCAGCAAGUUUGCAUGUGGAUUCACCAUCCGAGUUGAGACAGUCAACUUCUGAAAGGGGUGGACAUAGGGAAAGGUUAAAAUGUAAUCUUCCUCUUAUAGAUUCCAAAAUGGAGGGAAUGGUCUUGUCAACGGCAAAGUCUGGUCAUUUAGCAGCCUCUACUUCUGAAGAUAGCAUACAAGUAAUAGAAAAUACAAAUGAUGAACAGAUGCAUGAAACUAAGCCUAUUUCUUGCGAGGAUGUUAAAAUAUGUGAAGCCAAUGCUACUUCCCAAGCAGAGCUUCCAGUUGCAUCGACAUUUGUGACGCCUCAGAAGAAGAAACUUGCGGAGGUGACUAAUACUAAACAUUCGGUAGAACCAUUCAAAACAGGAAGUAAGACAGGCAAGAAAGGAGAGAACCCUGGCUCAGUUACUAGCAACACCCUUUCAAGCUCAAGCAAGUCUGUCCCAAAUGACUCACGGAAGAAUUCAAAAUGUGCGUCAAGUGAUUCUGCACCGGUCUCUGGUAGUUCAAGGAAGCGGGCAAGGAAAGGGUGGACGACGCUGAAACAGAUAGCUGAGAAGGAUGAGCUCGAGAGGAAGGAGAAGAUGGAUAACUUUUUGGAUGAUGUCGAUGUCAACGUUGACAAGAGUAGGACUAUUGGAGGCAUGGUGAGGAGAAUGGACAGAAACAAGUGGAUCAUCGGUCUCGUCAUAGCCGUCCUUGUCUUGGCCAUCCUAGUGAUCCUGUAUUUCAAGUUCGUGCACUAGGUGCAAUGGGGCAGUAGUUUUAUACUGUAACCAGGAUGAAGGAAGGCAGCUGUGAAUUUUUUGUUCUAUAUUCACUUGGUAACAUGUGUGUUUUUCUUUUCUAUUUUCCUUUUAUUUUGUUCAGAUCAUAUUUCUGUGGGGGCGUGCUUGUAUGCUAUCAAAUGUGUUUCGAGCAAAA
Molecule: messenger RNA, 2308 nt
Organism: Panicum virgatum (switchgrass)
Lineage: Eukaryota; Viridiplantae; Streptophyta; Magnoliopsida; Poales; Poaceae
Exons: 4
Coding region: 838-2130 (430 amino acids)
Biological process (GO): RNA processing
Source: RefSeq, a predicted model, not a curated record